Molecule: messenger RNA, 4852 nt
Organism: Phlebotomus argentipes
Lineage: Eukaryota; Metazoa; Arthropoda; Insecta; Diptera; Psychodidae
Gene: Acf
Product: bromodomain adjacent to zinc finger domain protein 1A
Exons: 7
Coding region: 510-4805 (1431 amino acids)
Biological process (GO): chromatin remodeling
Molecular function (GO): protein binding
Source: RefSeq, a predicted model, not a curated record
ACUUUUUUUCUGGCCAAAAUGCUGGUGCGAGGCCGUGAGUUUUCGGAGUUUUAAUCAUUUUACACUUAUUUAAUAUACCCUAUUUAUGUGUUAAUUUAUUACUGGCAUCCCAGAGCUUAGAUAUUGUAUAUUGGCGUGGUGUGAAGAUGCAUUCAAUCCAGAUAAUCGGCAAUCAAGGUGAAACGCAGAGCGUCGAUUGAACAAACGAACAUUUAUCGCGUCACAUCAUCAGUGGAAAAAACGACGCUCAGCAUCGUACAAAUUGCAUGAUAUUGCGCAAAAAGUGUGUGCCCAGUGACUGGUGGCGGGCGCGAGAGGAGUUUCCGCGUGUGUGAAGUUGCUGGGUGGGUGGAAAAGUGGAAGCGAGGAGGAAAGAAGAGCGUUUGACACUUGAAGCGCUUGGCAUCUCGGUUUCCCUCCAAAUCGCCUCGAGGCUUCGUUGCUGCUUCGCAUUGAGCUUUUUUGUGUGUUGCGGCGGUGGAGAAAAGAAAGACGCCGCGCGAAGCGAGAUGCCUUUGAUGAAGAGAAAGGCUUUUGUGCCCGUGCCGCCGCCAGAUGAUCUACAGGACGACGAGGAGGUGUUCUACUGCUCCGUCACCAAGGAGGUCUUCCGGAGGCACGAGGACUACUUCGAGCGGGUGAUGCUGAUAAACUCCAUGCUCUGGACAUGCGCGCUCACGGGAAAGUCCAAUCUGACGUACGCCGAGGCGCUGGAGAGCGAGCAGAAUGCCCGGGAGACGCUAAACAACUUCUCCAAGGCGCUCAAGACCGCCGUGGUGAUCGUCACGACGUACACACAGCGCAGCUCCAUGCUGGAUCUCACGGAGCAGGUGUACGGCUACAUGAAGGAUCGCUACUUCAAGCACGAGGAGGUGAUCUACUGUCCCAAGGAUGAGCCCGAGAUCACGGGAAAGGUGGUGGCCAUCGUGAAGGACAGCGAGGAGUGCUCGGAGAUUGUGUACAAAGUCCACCUCAUGUGGAACAAGGAGACAAUCUGUGUGCGCGGUCAGGAGUUGCGGAGGCGCAAGACGAUGCUGACGCGCGACAAGCUGAAGUUCUUCAUCAGGGACAACACGCAAAUGCAUCGCGGCGCGCUGGUGAUCAAGGACUCCGUCCUGAAGAAGUACACAAACAAUUCCACAGUGAAAUUUGAGCACAUUCACAUUGGCAAGCCGCCCGUCUUUGAAACCUUCAUCCGGAUGAUCUGGACGGAGAAGCAGCCGAAGAAGCAGUCGCAGAUCUCCAAGUUCUUCACCAAGGAUGGCGGCGACAAGAGGAGCGCCGCGAAGCUGGAAGCCUCCAAUCGUGAGAUUGACGAGAUUAAUCGCCAGGCGGCGGAGAAACUGGCGCAAAUGCAGGCGGAGGAGCAGAAGAAGCUGGCCGAGGAGCGCGAGCGUCAGAAGCAGGAGUUGCAAUCAAUGGUGCAGAACACCGUGAGAGCGAUAAACUCCGUGAAUGAGGAUCUGCUGCUGCAGGAUCAGAGGAUUCUGCCCACGCCCAAGUCAAUGGAGCUCCUCGUGCCGAAGCGCUUCUACGGCAACUUCCUGAUGGUGCUGGAGUUCAUUCACUCCUUCUCCGAGGUGCUGCAGAUCAGAGACAAGUUCCCCAAGGGAGUCACCAUUCCCAUUCUCCAGCGGGCUUUUCUCGUGCGCGAUGUCGCGGGGCCGCUGAGUGACAUCGUUCAGGUGCUUCUCGCCACGAUUCUCUCUCUCCAAGUGGAGGAGAAGAGCGAAGUUCUGAUUCGAUACAAGACAAUUUCAAAGAGUCGCUUGGCCGAUGCUGACAAUCCCAUUGAAUUUGCGACGCUUCACGCCACGAAAGCCAUGACAUAUCCGAAGAAGUAUUACAGCAUGGAUGUGACGGAUCUACCGAUGGACGCGACGACGGUGAGUGAGAUCCUGCGGCUGCAUCUGCUGAGCUCGGGAGCUCUGCUGGAGGACGAUCAGGCGGUGAAGUGGAGAUUUCAAACCCGCGGCGGUUAUCGCAACACUGACGAUCCGGGACUGCUUUUGCGGGUUCGUCACGCUCACAUCAUUCGCGCUCUGUCUAAUCGGACACUGUAUGAGCUGCCGCUCGGGGACAUCUUCAAGAUACUCGACUGUCUCAUCGGUCAGAUAAUGACGUAUUCUUCGGUGCGUGACAUCAUUGAUGAGCGCAUUGAGAAGGCCACGAGUGCGCGGGCGACCAUGAAGUCCCUGACGCAGGCUGAGCGGCGGCGCGUGGUGAGGUGUGAGACGGAGAAGAAGGAUCUGCGCGAGGAGGCGCAGCGGAAGAAGGAGGCUCUUGAGGUGGCCGACAGUGAGGCGCAGCAGAAGGUGAUCGAUGAGGAGCUGCAGAGGAAGCUGGAGAAGAUCGAUGCCGAGGCCAUGAAGGCCAACAAGCAGUUUAUGCAGAAGUUGGAGCAGAACAAAUCCCAGUGUUUCGACUAUCAAGUCUAUUUGGGCUCUGAUCGGGCGUAUCGAAAGUAUUGGCUGUUCAAUUCCCUUCCGGGACUCUUUGUUGAGCACAGCGAGGAGGAUUUGGGUCCGUGCUUCGAUGAGGUGGUGAAGAACAUUCCAGAACUGGUGAAUUGUCCGUCGGAUCGGCGAUACAAGGUGAUUAAGCAGCUGGUGAUGUCGCAGAUGAAGAUGAGCGAGAAGGAGAACAAUCGCGUGAACGGGAGCAAAGUUCAGUCGCCAAUUGCUGGCUUCAGUCUCGUGUCGGAGGACAGUGGGGCGCCGGAGGUGUCGCAGCGGGAUCUGUGGAUGUGCACGUCAGUGGCGGAAUCGUGUCCGGUGCACAAUCGUCAGUUCGCUGGCAAAGUUCAGUGGAGUUACUUUCACACCGCCGACGAGAUUGACGCUCUCACGGCGGCGCUCAACACGCGCGGCUUCCGGGAGAAGUCACUGCGUGAGCAGCUGGAGUUGGAGCGUGAAUUGAUCGUGGCUCACGUGAUCACGUGUCCGCAUGCGAUGCUGCAAGUGAAUCCGGAGUCGAAGCAGAAGAUUCUGGCGCAGUACAUGAUGGAUCAGAAGAAGUACGAGGCGGCGAAUUUCCAGAAGGACGACAAAGACAUCAAUGUCAUUAUGAGCUCAGUUUUGUGUGAUUACAUCCUGGAUUUGGAGUGGAAGAUCUCACAGGGAUAUUUGGGCGCCAACAAGGAUCCAAACAGGCAAUUGUGGAGAGAUGCAGUGGCGAGAUUUGACUACAAGUUCAUGAAGAAUGGCAUCAAUCUUGCUGUGCCGAAGAAAGCCACAAAAGCGAAGGACGAGAGAAGAGAUCGCGACAAGGAUGACACAGAUGAUGACGAUGACAGUGAUUAUGAGGAUCCUGGGUCGGGAUUGCCGGAUUCGCUGGAGGUGGAGUCUGAGGACAGUGCGGACGAGGGAAUUCCGCUGUAUGAUUUCCAGGAGGAGAAGAAGAAGGUGCACUUCCUGGCCACGGCGCUGCUGCAGGUGAAGCGGACAAUUGAUCCCAAGUAUCUCAAGUGGCCGUUUGGUGUGGCCAAGGAGAAUCCCAAGCUGGUGAAUUCCAAGCUGCCGAAGACGGUGCGCAAUCAGCAGCGCUGGGAGACGGCUCUGACGCGCGCCGUCAACUAUUCGCAGGUCUUUCUGCACUACAAUGUGCUGUACGAUUCCAUUCUGUGGACGCAAUCUGCGUCGCACGCCGCCUGUCAAAUCUGCCGGCGCAAGAGUGAGCCCAUGAAGAUGCUGCUGUGCGAUGAGUGCAACAGUGGAUAUCACAUGUUUUGCCUCAAGCCGCCACUCACGAAGAUUCCGGCCGGCGAUUGGUUCUGUCAGAAGUGUCGGAAGCCCGAGGCGCCGCGGAGUGCGCGAAAGAGGAAGAUCUUCACGGAGGAUGAGAGCACGGAGGAGGAGGACAAUACUCAGGAGGAGGAGAGUGAGGAUGAGGAGAGUGGCGACAGUGAGGAGCAAGAAGAGUCUUCGGAUGUCGAUCGGAACAAGAGGAAGAAAACAAGAUCGCGAUUCUGGAAUUUCAGCGAUACGAGUGAGGAUGAGUGCGAAGCGUGUCACAAGUCGGGGAAGUUGAUCAAGUGCUCCUCCUGUCCGAGCAGUCGGCAUUCCGGCUGUGUCAGCAAGAGGAAUUGGGUGACGCCCGGCAGGAAAUGGGAGUGUACAAAUUGUCGGAAAAGUGAUGAUCAGAGGCAGCAGAAGUCUGUGAGAGUGUCCAGGAGACAAAUGGCGAUCAAUGGCAGAAGCGAUCAGAAGAGGAAGUCGACAAUUCGGCUGCGGAGUGUUCAGGAGGAGCCAGACUCGGUGUCGCAGGACGAUGAGGAUGAGGAGCCGCCGGCGAAGAAGAGGAAGCAAGCAGUCACGCCGCGGCGCUCGCUCAGGACGUACAAUGAGAUGAAGAGGCAGGAAAGUGCGACGGAGCGGAGCGCAAAGAAGCGACGAUCCGACGAGAAUCUCCCACUGGACAGCGUGACUCUCUAUCAUCUGCUGGACGGGAUUGCCAAGCAUGCGGACUCUUGGCCAUUCAAUCGUCCUGUGGCCAAAGUCGAAGUGCCUGAUUACUAUGAGAUCAUCAAGAAUCCCAUGGAUUUCGCCAAGAUCAAGUCCAAACUCAAUUGUGGCGAUUAUGUGACGAAUGAGAUGCUGAUCAGGGACAUUGAGCAGGUAUUCCAGAACUGUGAUGCCUACAAUAACAGCGACUCGAAGAUUUAUCAAGCUGGAAUCAGGCUAGAGCGAUACGUCAUGCGGCGAUGCAAGGAGUUGAAUUUACCAUUUAAGCACAGCGACAUGAUAUCCGACGAGGAGAGCGAGAUCGUGGCGGAGAAGAGCAGACUCAGUCGUGGGCGGAAGUAGUUUUGCCAGCAGAGAUUCUAUAGAGAAAAUGUCACUUAACCUACCGU